UUUACAAUUUCUAGUGUAAAGAUUUUGUUUUUAGUUAAAUAAUGUAUAGUUUUAAAUUGUAUCUAUCCAUUUUAUUUUCAAUAAUUUGUUUACGGAAUAUUAUUGCGGACGAAUCUGGUUUAGAUUGGACGAAACCCAUUCUAGAGGUUGGGUUGUAUACCUAUUCAAAAGCAUUUAACGAUUUGCUGGACAUGUCAAAGGAUAUCCAUGAUACAACUGCAAAAGGUUUAAAUAAUAUAAAGGCUACUUUAAGAGCAAUCCCAAUUGAUACGAAUGUAAUGUUUUAUAGAAAGGUUUUACCCAAUAAUCAAUAUAAGAAGAUUGUCAUGAAAACGAAAUCCACUAGAAUAGAUUUGCCGAAUCGUAUUGUGAAAAACUCCAAUAUUUUAAAUACUAAUAAAUUUUUAUGAAAAUCUGCUACGGAAAGCAGAUCUGUAUGAAGCAAAUGGGAUUAUUGCAAACAGAUAUUACUUAUUUAUUACUUAUUGUUAUAAACUAAUAAAGUAUUUCAAAUUUUUAC
Molecule: messenger RNA, 520 nt
Organism: Lucilia sericata (common green bottle fly)
Lineage: Eukaryota; Metazoa; Arthropoda; Insecta; Diptera; Calliphoridae
Exons: 4
Coding region: 42-410 (122 amino acids)
Source: RefSeq, a predicted model, not a curated record